This is a messenger RNA of Microsporum canis CBS 113480, 1554 nucleotides long. Its product is annotated as ubiquitin carboxyl-terminal hydrolase. Lineage: Eukaryota; Fungi; Ascomycota; Eurotiomycetes; Onygenales; Arthrodermataceae. The transcript has 2 exons. The record is from RefSeq and is a predicted model, not a curated record. Gene Ontology annotation, molecular function: cysteine-type endopeptidase activity; cysteine-type deubiquitinase activity. Bases 1 to 1554 code for a protein of 517 amino acids. Gene Ontology annotation, cellular component: nucleus; cytosol.
AUGAAGAGCACUCAACCAAACAGUGAUGAUAGCCCUAACCGGGAUGAACGACGAGGGCGGCUGGAAGUUUUCUACUCCAACUGGGCGAAUUAUUUUACAGCUAGACCAUUGACUUCGAGGGGAUUUCGGAACAAAAAGGACGUGCUGUGUUAUAGGAAUUGCGUCCUAACAGCAUUGCUACAUCAGCCACUAUUUGUGAAUUGGUUAUUGCUUCAUAUACAAGAAAAAGGCGAUUCCUCCCAGAAUGAGGAAUGUCUUGCAUGCUUAUUAGGACAUCUAGUUGAUGAAUACUGGUCUUCUGGAUCGUCUGAAAGUCUAGAGGAAUUCCUUCUGGGUUUCUGGGAUGCAUGUUCUCAAUUUUGGGAUACACGCUCUGAGGAUCAACAGGACUGCGUUGAAUUUUUGACCAAAUUGAUUUCCCAGAUCAGCAAUGUGUAUACGGGAGAUAUUCAACACAUUUUCCAGAGUGUUUUCAAAUACCGAAGCACAUGCCAAAACUGUCAAAACACCAAGUACUCCGAAAGAGAUCAUUCGUGGGUGUUAGGAGCUUCCCCGCUGAAGAAGCAGCGAGGGUCUAUCGAGGAUUGCAUCCAAGAGUAUAUGAAGCCAGAAGAAAUUUCAGGGUACCAUUGCGGCAACUGUAAUACGAAAUCGACGCUUCAUCGGCACAUGUUUAUCAGGGAUGCACCUGAAGUGCUUAUGGUCCAGGUCACUAGAUUCAAGAUAUCAGAAAGCGGCAAAUCCUCAAAAGUAAAAACAAAGGUUGGAUUCGCCGAAGACCUGGAUCUCACGCAACAGCUGGUUCCACGGGCCGGAAGAUCAGGAGAAACCCUCCGCUACCAGCUUACUUCGGUUAUCGUCCACCUUGGAACUACUAUCAGGGAGGGGCACUAUAUUUCAUACGUCAAGGGGCCAAGGGGCUCCUGGACAUGCCUGGACGAUGAAUCCUCCAACGUAGUCAACAUUAACCAUGUGCUUAAUUGCCAUGACAGUACGACUGUUCCUUAUGUCCUGGUCUAUAACAGACGGCCCCUUUUUACAGGACCACUGGGAGAAAGCAAUAUACUCCCCGAUGCUGCAGGCCCCUAUUCAAUUGCAGAAGGGGUUGGACCCUCCCCACCCGCCGAAGUGGAGGAGAUGGCCUCUAGCAUGCAUGAGACCUCUGCACAUAUAACUAUCCAAAACCCUCAGGCGCAACAGUGCGAGGAAGCUGCCUUGGGAACGCCUGGGGUAAGUGAUGGUUUGUCAUACUUGUUUGAAGACCCAGACAGUCCGUCCGAUGGUUCCUCUAGCCCUAGCUUGGGAGCCCGCUGGGAGGGCCAGCCCGCAGAGAUCGCUGUACAGGUCACCAUGGGUGAUAUGGUCUUAACAGGGGUCCUCAAAGGCAUUUUACAGAAGGGCCCUACGCACCUGGACUUUGGCAGCCAUAGAGGAGCUGUUGGUACGAGAUCAACGGGUAUUGUGAAGUCGAGCCAUCUGGCUCAAAGGGCUAAUCAGGUGAAAAAGAGGCGCCUUCAAUCAAAGCAUGACGUUGGUUCCAAGAUAACCCAGUGA